This is a messenger RNA of Pomacea canaliculata, 3024 nucleotides long. RefSeq lists its product as uncharacterized. The transcript has 7 exons. NCBI's taxonomy places the organism in Eukaryota, Metazoa, Mollusca, Gastropoda, Architaenioglossa, Ampullariidae. The record is from RefSeq and is a predicted model, not a curated record. Bases 873 to 2246 code for a protein of 457 amino acids.
UAGUUUUAGUUUUAAAGAAUACUUAUUUGCUCUCCGCGAUUCCCCGGUAACCGAAAUUGCGAAUAAAAUUUCGACCGGUAUUUUUUUUUUCAUUUUUAUUUAUUAACCUCCAAUAAAGACAAUAAAGACACCUGAGUUUGAAAGAGCGUUUUAAAAAACAUUUUACAUGGUGUAAAUUUUAACAAAAUAUAUAUCUUUUAUACUUUUUAUAGUAAAAUCAACUAUUGCAGGUCAAAACGCCUUUUAACAAUCAGGUAACAUACAAUACAUACAGAUUUGAAAGUAAAUGACUACAGCCCUCACAACCCUUCUCACUGCGAUGAUAUUCACUUAAACCGAUGCCUGCUAUCAGUUCUACCAGAAACACAUCCCUUCCUGCUCAUCCUAUUUACUUUCAAGCCACUUGAAUGUCAUGGAGACCUGUUCGUUUGACUAUUUGCACGGCUGUGUAGAUGUUGAUACACUGAUACAGGAAGAAACCGUUAACAUCUCCCUCCGUCAUCAUCCUACGCUGCACUCACUUGUCCUUUGUCACUUUUGUAUUUGAUGACGAACUCACUGUGUGGCGUGCACUAAGAGUAUUUCUAUACUCAUACAAAUAAAAUCGGAACUACAUUAAUCGCGGAUGAAUUUUACCCGCUCUUUCACAAAUGUAAGCUGGGAUUUUUUCGAACAAGGAAGUGAAUACUUGUGGAGUAGGACGCGCGUGUUACUGCAAACUAGUUUCAACAUUAGCUGUGUGUCAUACCAUGUGAAACGGUCUGUCUUCAGUCAAAAGAUUAGAAAUAUUUGUCUGUGUUGUUUACCCGAAGCUCUUUUUUCACGCUUCCUACAAAAAAGUCGUUUGAUAUUCAAAAGGGCAACAGGAAAUCAUGGAGCUGACACUGUUGAUUAUGUGCGGCGUUGCCCUACUUGCUGGGAAAUGUUAUUCGGAUGUCACUAUCCGGCAGUGUCCCGAUGAGCAGAUAUACGUGACUGAAUACAGUAAUGUCAGGUUAACCUGCGGUCCGUGCCUGAAUAUAAUAGAGUGGUAUGUUGAUGACAACUGCGGUGAAGAAAAGAAAUACAUAGGUGAAUGCAUUGGAAUAAUCUGCAACGUCGACAAUUCAGCUGGUUUUCGCUUCAAACUAAGUACGACAAACAUACUGGGCUUCAAAAGUGUACUUGACAUUAUACACUUCACAGGAAAUAAUACAAGGUUCGUCUGUGAAUGUUACAACUACUUCUCCAACAUCUUUCCACCUCGUCGCGGCUAUAAUUUUCAAAGUAGUGAUUCAUGCAAACUGCUGAUAAAAGUGCCUCCAGGGAGUCCUCAGCUUCAAUGUCCACAAACUAUUCUUGAGGGAUCCAAUGUCAGCUGCACAUGCACAUCUGCCAACAAAGGAAGUCCACCUGCACAAUUUGUUUGGGAUGGAACCAAUACCGAUACCUUACUUCUGCAAGAUGUUAGGAGAGAACUAAAUGCCAUGAACUAUACAUGUCGACAGAUGUGGGGUCGUAAUGGAUUAAUCAACAGAACAACUGUUUACAGCUUACAAGUAAUUGAAAAGAAACAACCGCCAUCGGAACACAAGACAGGAGCAAUAGUUGGCGGUGUUUUUGGUGCGGUAGUUGCUGUUGCUAUCGUCGGAACUAUUGUAACUGUCUACAUAGUUAAACGACGAAAAGGAUUUUUUUGCAAUGGAAAGACAAACCUUAGACUGCCGCCUUGUCCAAGUAACUUCUGCCAUCGAGCGAAGCCAAUAUCUCAAUCCUAUGAAGUCACCAUGAGCUCACAGACUCCAGUUCUACACUAUGUGGCUCAUUCUGGAGACAUCUACACCACUGCUAGCACAACGACAUCUGGUGAUGUCAAUGGAGAAUAUGUAACAGUGAGCGAAAUAACAGAGAACACCACGUCUGAGAGACAAAUGGAUGACAACCUCCAGACGAAUAAAAAUGUUCCUGAUAUGACCAAAACGAAGAUAACAAUGAAGCCAACAGUCAGGUCAAAAGCAACAACAGGAGAAGCGAGGAAUUUUAGUGAUUUACCAGGCAGUGAGUAUAUGAAUGUCACUGAAGUGCCGACAGAUUCUGGAUUGGGUGUGUACCACAUAGUUCCCUGGGCUGUGGUCCCUGCACAACCUCAUCCUGACACUGGGGAGAAUUAUAAAGCAGAAGAGGAAUAUAAUGUCCUUAAGUAUGGAGAGAACCGUACUGAACAAGAGGACCAAGGAGAUACCUACCAUCACCUUGAACACAACUAACAUCUGCAUUUUUCAGAGGCAUUGUAAAAAAAAGAUAACUAAAACAUUUAAUUAUAUAAUGUCAGGAUGCUUUCAUUAGCCUACAGAAUGUUGGCAGAAGUUAGAAGCUUAACAUUUUGUUGCCAUUUGUUACCUAUGUUUGCCCUCAAAGGAAGACAUGUGUAUAAACAUAUAUCGAAUUUGUUAUCCCGCCGUUAUUAUUUUGCGAAUAUUUAAGCCCUGCAGAGUUUUGUUCUUAACAGAAGUGAUUAAGAAAGUCUUAAUUUGAACGAAAUUAAUUCAGUCACUCUCAUCCGACAAUUAUGGAUGAGCUUAAAAGUAAGCACAGCCUGCAGAACAUAAAAAUAAUGAUGAUGAAUUAAAUAAUAGUUGCCGGAUCCUCAUAUAAGCACAGAAGUUAAUAUUUGUCGGUUGAUCUUUCUUUAGGCAGUCAGCUCUAACUUAUUUCAUCAAACCAAAUCAUCUGACAAAGUAAUAGUGAGAGAAUUGUUUUUGCAUAUUUUUGUCAGUUAAUACUGCAGACAUUUGCGACCUACAGACAAAAUUUAUAUUAACUAUUAUUCGGUGUUGUAAUAAAUAUGUAUACCUGUGCAUUAUAAAUCUUAAGUAUUUUUUUAAAUACCCAGGUUCUUAUUUCUCUCGUGAUCUAACAUAAAAAAUUAACUGUUUAACUUUAUUGUGCAUGUGUAUGUUAAUCUUUACAGUGACAUAUAAAUCAUUGUCACUGUCCGACUCCUUCAGCCAAGUCUCGGUGAAAGCAAAUAAAUUAUCUUUGUCA